Molecule: messenger RNA, 6517 nt
Organism: Hibiscus syriacus
Lineage: Eukaryota; Viridiplantae; Streptophyta; Magnoliopsida; Malvales; Malvaceae
Product: GRIP and coiled-coil domain-containing protein 2-like
Exons: 9
Coding region: 279-6239 (1986 amino acids)
Source: RefSeq, a predicted model, not a curated record
ACAAAAAUGAAGAGAGGAGAAAAAAGGGAGAUGUUUGGAAAUGAAUCAUUGACAAUGGCGAGACUAGACGUUUGCAUCUAAUUGGAGCCAUAACUCGUCAUCAUGCAUACUCAUCAUCAACGAAAAACGACAGAGUAAGGCCAAGUACCAAAACAAAAUCAUAAGAAACAAAAAUCACAAAAGGAAAUUACUCCAUUUGAUAAAUUCUCCUUGGAAUCGAAGCUCCACCGGAAUCUAAUCAGCGCAUCAAUCUACCGUAAAUCCAGGAAAUAGAAAAAAUGUCUGAAUUUCACGAUACGGAAAAUUCUGGAGCUGAUAAUCGACCUCAAUCUUCGUCUGAUCAGGAAGAGAUGCUUCAUGUUGAUAGCAGAGAAGAUCUGUUUGUGGAUGCUCCGGAUGAGUUGAAUGAUAAUAAGGAAGGUGGAACUCCGAAUCCAAAAUCGGCGAAUGCCAGUCCGAGCGCCAUCCAUUUGGAGGAAAAACAGAAGGAAGUAGCUAAUCAGUUUAAAAAAAUGCACAAUAAUGAUAGCAAUCGCUUUGUCAAUGAAAUAGAGCGCUUGCAAGCUUCACUUGAGCAGGCAGUUGAUGAAAAAGAGAAACUUGAAGUCAAAUACAAGGAAGAAAUGGAGGUGCUUGCAAGGGAGGUUCAUAUAAAGGAUAAAGAGAUUGAAGGGCUGAAUGCUACGGUUACGAGUUUUGUAGCUGAAGCUGAGGAGGUUUAUGCAGAGAAGCACUGGAAAUGUGAGGGUGUAAUGGAGAGGAUUUUGGCUGCUCUUGGGUCAGUUGUUGAUCAAGGAGAUAUUUCAGGUGAUUCUGGUGGAGAUCAGAUUGAUCUUGUUGAGAAAAGCACAUUGGCAUUAAUGGAGAAGUAUAACCAAUUUCUUAUUGAAGUUAACCAACUUGGGCAGUGUUUGACAAAGGCUGAGCAUGAUUUUGGUGUGCAGGAGUUUGGGACUGUAUUUGUUGCGGCCCGUGAUGAGGUAUUUGAGUUGAGGAGGAAGGAAGCAGAGCUGAUUGAAAAAAUAGGUCUUUUGGAAGAUGAAAAUAGGAAAUUGCUUGAACAAGUUGAAAAUGAAAAAUCAACAGUGGAGACUCUGAAUUCAGAGCUUGAAAAUAUGAAGACGGAGGUUGAACAGGAAAAGACAAAGUGUGCUAACGCUAAAGAAAAGCUGAAUUUAGCCGUGACUAAAGGGAAGGCAUUGGUUCAUCAGCGGGAUGUUCUGAAACAGUCUAUGGCUGAUAAAACAAAUGAGCUUGAUAACUGUCUGGCCGAAUUGCGAGAGAAGACUAAUGCCCUAGAGGCUGCUGAUUUACAUAAGGAAGAGCUGGUGAAAAGUGAAAACUUGGUUGCAUCAUUGCAAGAAUCACUCUCGCAAAAGACCUUGAUUCUUGAGACGUUUGAACACAUCCUAUCUCAUCUUGACGUACCUGAGGAACUUCAAUCAGUGGAUAUUGUUGGAAGAGUUAGAUGGCUUGCUAAUGAAAGAAAUGAAUUGAAGGGUGUUUCAUUGGACUUCUACAGAUUGAAAGAUACCAUUUGUGCAAUUGAUUUACCUGAAAAUAUCUCCUUUCCUGAUUUAGAUUCUCGCUUGGCUUGGCUUAAGGAAUCUUUUUACCGAGCUAAAGAUGAAAUAAAUAUGUUACAAAAUGAAUUGUGCACAACAAAGGAAGUUGCAAGUGAUGAGAUAGAUAAAUUGAGUGCUUUAAUUUUGACUGUACAACAAGAGAAGGACUGCAUUAAGGAAGAAUUUGAUCAACUCAGAAUUAAAAACGAUGAAAUUGUUGCAAGGGCAGAACACGUAGCAUUGGACAAGGAUCAUUUAAGUGAUUCACUUGCUGCAGAACUAACUGAGAAGGAUAAAAUCCAAAAGGAGUUGGACGAUCUCACGAAUAAAUAUGAAAAUGUAGUUGAGAAGGUCCAUCAACUUUCAUCAGAGAAAGAUCAGAUGAUUCGGUUGUUGGUAGAGGGUUCCAGAAAAGUGAUGGUGGAUCAAGAUGGGAUUGAAGAGACAUAUUCUAAUCUACCCAUGUUAAUUGAUAGAUUCUUAGAGAAGAUACAAGAACAAACAAGUCCAUCUGUGGAGAUUCCUUUUGUGGAUACAGAACCAUUGGACAAAUAUCAAUUUCUUUUGUAUGUUAGGGAUCUGGAGUCGAUGCUUUAUAAGGAAUUACUAGAAGAAGAUAUGCUGGUGAGGUCACAACUGAAUGAUCUGUCGAAUCUGUUCAAAGUAACUUCUCAGGAACUUUUUGCAUUGAAGGAGGACAAAGAUGUCUUGCAAAAAGAUCUAGAACGAUCAGAGGAGAAAUCUGGUCUGUUGAGGGAGAAGUUAACAAUGGCGGUUAAAAAAGGAAAGUUAUUGGUGCAAGAGAGGGAAAACUUGAAAGUUCUUCUGGAGGAAAAGAAGUCAGAAAUUCAGAAGCUGAGGCUUGAGUUACAACAGGAAGAGUCUAGAGUUGCUGAGUGCACAGGGCAGAUGAGUACCUUGUCUGCUGAUUUAGAGCGCGUCCCAAAGAUGGAGAGCAGCCUUGCAUCCAUGAAAGAGGAAAAUGAUCAACUUGAGAAUUUAUUGUUCGAGAGCAAUAGCAAAUUGCAAAGGGUAGUUGAAUCUAUUGAUCGCAUUGUUAUUCCAGUUGACACAGCAUUUCUAGAGCCUAUAGAGAAGCUAAACUUGCUUGUUGGGUAUAUUGAUGAUUGCCAGACUGCCAAGACAGAGACCGAACUAGAGUUGGGGGAAGUAAAGGAAGAGACUAGCACCCUGGCUGUGAAGUUAGCAGAGGCCCAAGAAACUAUUGAUUCGCUAACUAACAAGUUUGCUGAGGCUUGCGAGGCUAGAAAGUCGCUUGAAGAGGCGUUGUCACUUGCAGAAAAUAAAAAUUCAAUACUAAUCAGUGAGAAAGAGGAGGUUCAAGGUAGCAAAGCUGCUUCAGAGAUGGAAGUGGAGAAAGCGAGAGAGGAAGUUACUUGUCAGACCAGCAGACUCACAGAGGCAUAUAACACUAUAAAGUCACUUGAAAAUGCACUUUCUCUGUCAGAGAUGACGGUUAAUUCACUAACUGAACAAAGCAACAAGGCACAUGCGGAAAUAACCAACUUGAACAAUGAGCUGAAAAAACUGAAAUAUGAAAUCGAAUCCCAGACUAACCAGCUGACAGAUGCUGGCAAAGCCAUUAAAUCACUAGAAGAUGCAUUGGUUAGGGCAGAAAAUGACUUUUCUGCACUUCUAGACGAAAAAAUAACUGCUGAUCAGGAGGUAUCAACCCUUAAUUCCAAACUGAAUGUGUGCAUGGAAGAGCUGGCUAGAAGCAGUGGCAGCUUAGCUAGCAGAUCCACAGAGUUGAUUGGUCAUCUUAACAAUCUUCAAAUGCUUGCCAAAGACCAAAGUUUGUUGUCUACAAUGAAUCAAUGCUUUGAUAGGAACUUGGCGCGCCUUAAAGAUUUGGACCUUACCAUUAAAAACACUAGGGAGCAUUUAUUUGACAAUGAUUUGGAACUGCUGCAAGGUUACCCCCUCAUAGAGGAUAUUGCUAGUCUGCUGAGACAAUUCUCUGAUGAUACUGAUAAUACUUUAAAUAUUGAGAUGGAGAAAGUCGAAGCAAAUGCAAUAAAUGCUGAUGAUGUUUCUUCAUGUUUUAGAAGGAUUACUGAAGUGUUUCAAUUCCGAAACAAACUCCUUGCAGAUAGGUUUGAAGGUUUUUCGAGCUUCCUGGAUGAGUCAUUAGCAGCCCUGUUAAGAAAAUUACAGGCCACAGAGGAUGAGGUGAAAAGUAUGACCAAGAAUAAACAAGAAUAUGAUCAAAAGGAGUUGGACAAUCUCACUAGUAAAUAUGAAAAAGUAGUUGAGAAGGUCCAGCAACUUUCAUCAGAGAAAGAUCAGAUGAUCCAGUUGUUGGUUGAAGGUUCUGGAAUAGUGAUGGGGGGUCAAGAAGGGAUUGAAGAGACUUCUUCUAAUCUACCCAUGUUGAUAGAUAGGUGCUUAAAGAAGAUAAAGGAACAAACAAGUGCAUCAUUGGAGAUUCCUUUUGUGGAUCCAGAACUUUUUGAAAAUUUUCAGAGUCUUCUGUAUGUUAGGGAUCUGAAGUUGAUGCUUUUUGAGGAAAUACUGGAAGAAGAUAUGUUGUUGAGGUCAACACUGAAUGAUCUGUCAAAUCAGUUCCAAGUAACUUCUCAGGAACUCUUUGCAUUGAAGGAGGAGAAAGAUGUUCUACAAAAAGAUCUUGAACAGUCAGAGGAGAAAUCUGGUCUGUUGAGGGAGAAGUUAUCAAUGGCAGUUAAGAAAGGCAAGGGAUUGGUUCAAGAUCGGGAUAAAUUGAAAGUUCUUCUCGAGGAAAAGAAGUCGGAAAUUGAGAAGCUGAGGCUUGAGUUACAACAGGAAGAGUCUAGAGUUGCUGAGUUCACAGGGCAGAUCAGUACUUUGUCUGCUGAUUUAGAGCGCAUCCCAAAGUUGGAGAGAAACCUUGCAUCUAUGAAAGAGGAAAAGGAUCAACUUGAGAAGUUCUUUUUUGAGAGCAAUGGCAAAUUACAAAGGGUAAUUGAAUCUAUCGAUCGCAUUUUUCUUCCAGUUGACUCGGCAUUACUAGAGCCUGUAGAGAAGUUGAACUUGCUUGCUGGGUAUAUCGAUGAUUGUCAGACUUCCAAGAUACGGAUUGAACAAGAGUUGAGGGAAGUAAAAGAAGAGGCUAGCACCCUGGCUGGAAAGUUAGCAGAGGCCCAAGCGACUAUUGAUUAUUGUCAGACUUCUAAGACACAGACUGAACAAGAGUUGCAGAAAGUAAAGGAAGAGGCUAGCAUCCUGGUUGGCAAGUUAGCAGAAGCCCAAGCAACUAUUGAUUGUUGUCAGACUACCAAGAUACAGAUUGAACAAGAGUUGAGGGAAGUAAAGGAAGAGGCUAGCAUCUGGGCUGGCAAGUUAGCAAAGGCUAGCAUCCUGGCUGGCAAGUUAACAGAGGCCCAAGCAACUAUGAAAUUACUUGAAGAGUCAUUGGCUAUUGCGAAGGAUGAUUUGUCCCAACUUGCUGAAGAGAAAAAGGAGAUGGAAAUUGGUAAAAACAAUACAGAAAUAGAGUUACAGAAAGCAAUUAAAGAGAGAGAUGUAUCCCAAUGCAGGGUUUUAAAGUUGGAGAGUGAUGUAGGUGUGUUGGAAGAUUCUUGCAGAGAAGCGAGGGUGACGAUAGAGGAAUAUCAAGCAAAAGAAGACGGAUGGAAAGAAAAAGAGGAAGAACUUUUGUCAUCAUACAAUAGCUUGUUAAUGAAAGAAAAAGAAGCUGAAGAGCCUCUUCUGUCAGCAUAUCAAACAAGAAUUCUGUUGAAAAAGUUAGUUGGGAUUGAAAUUCCUCUUGUGGAGUCCGACAGCCUGGAACCCCGUUGCUCUGCUGAUGUUAAGAAACUGUUUUCUGUUAUUGGUAGUUUCACUGAUUUGCAGAAUCAAUUAUAUUUGCUAUCUUCUGAGAAGGAAGAACUACAGUGUACGUUUUCAAGACAGAAUUUUGAAAUUGAGCAUCUUAAAGAAGAAAUAGAAACACAUGUUACGAAUAAGACAGACUUGGAACAGAUGAAAACGGAGCUGUUUGAGGUUACAUUUGGUUUGGAAAAGAUUAUUGUCAUCUUGGGAGGUAAAGAGUUUAUUGAAGGCCAAAAUCCUGUUGGUACGAAAACUCUUUUGCUUGUAUUAGAAAAGCAAGUUAACAGCCUGCUGUUGGAGGCUGAAAAUUCAAAAUCUAAAGCAGAGGAACUUGGUACCAAAUUGGCCUUAAGCCAACAGGUCAUGAAUGAAUUGUCAACUAAGGUUAAGUUACUUGAAGAUUACAUACAGGGUAAGACUAUUCUGCCUGAGAAUGUCCAGGAAAGGGGCAUCUUUGAAGCACCUUCUGCAUCCACUGGAUCAGAAAUAUCUGAAAUUGAAGACCCGGUAUCAUAUGGAAAGAACACAAUGCCUCCUGCGCCCUUAGCUCCGCACGUCCGAAGUAUGCGGAAAGGAUCAACAGAUCAUCUUGCACUUAAUAUUGAACCGGAAUCUGUUCGCUUGAUCAACAGUGAGGAAACUGAUGAACAGAAAGGUCAUUUGUUCAAGUCCCUCAACACAUCUGGUCUAGUCCCAAAGCAAGGAAAGUUGAUUGCAGACCGAGUCGACGGAUUAUGGGUAUCCAGUGGCCAAGUUCUAAGCAGUCGUCCCCGAGCGAGGCUUGGCCUCAUCACCUACUGUCUUCUCCUACAUAUAUGGCUACUCGGAACCAUUUUAUAGUGAGAUCGGCAAUCCUCUGGUCUUCCUAUCUGGUUCAACAGCGUUGCAUCAUGGAUAAAUAUGGUAGCCAUUCUGUUCGUACCCAUUCUUUUACUUAUUUAUUUAUUUUCUAUAAACCCAUGGAUAUAUAUUUAAUAUCCGCAGAGGAUGUAGGGUUCAUACUUUUGAAGGUAACAAUUCGUGACUUGUUUCAAGUGAAGUAUUGCACAUUGUGAUAAUAGACUAAAAUUGAAAGUAUAUGAUAUAUGUUGUUAACGGUUUUGGUUUUUGUUUUUGUU